Messenger RNA from Scophthalmus maximus (turbot), 6998 nucleotides. RefSeq names its product attractin-like 1b (gene atrnl1b). The transcript has 29 exons. The coding region runs from base 933 to 5057 and encodes 1374 amino acids. The record is from RefSeq and is a predicted model, not a curated record. Gene Ontology annotation, molecular function: protein binding. Gene Ontology annotation, cellular component: Golgi apparatus. Lineage: Eukaryota; Metazoa; Chordata; Actinopteri; Pleuronectiformes; Scophthalmidae.
CCGUGUUUAGUUUUCUCCAACCUGAGGAGCUGCCUGUGUCUAGCGUCGCUGCGCCGAGGGGGAAUCCACCGCUGCCAGGUUCUGGUCAUGUUUUCAGAGCAACUGUGAGGCUUUUUGUUUCACUUUUGAAUCCAAGUGGAACGCGGGGAGACCACGCGAAGUCGGACGUCGGAGGACGCUUUAAAAAAAAAAAAAAAUCGCCGGUGGGGAGGACAAACAACGGUUCAAAGUGGUUGCUCAAUGCCCCCCUAGUCGGCAGGAACAGCCCUCCCAGUUCCCCACACCUCCCCACAUCCAUGUGGACUGCGGCAGCCCCCGCGCUGGGCUCGGGGCUACGAACGAGCGCCGUCCCUUUGUUCCUCCGCGGACCGCAUCGGGCCGACGCGUCGCGGCUCGCCGACGGACCUCCGCGCGCUCGGCUCGCGCACAUCCCCGUGUCACAGUGACGGGAUUGUUUACCCCCGUUAAAAUGGCUGCUGACGUGCCCUUCGGACGAGAAUGGGCUUGAACCAUCGCAGCGGCGCUACGUUGCCGAGCCGAGCCGACGCCGAGAAGCUAACGUCACGCUGAAUCGCACGCGAUGCGCUGGGCAGGUUCGGCGCAGCUAGCUAAGCCCCUUCGCGAGCUGUAAUAGGUGGUCCGCCGCCUUUUUCGGUAGCUUCAGGGAAUUCCUCCCACUCCCGAGUCUAUGCAUGCGGUUAACCGAGCAGCCUCCCCCCCCCCGCUCUUCCUUUAAGCUAACAUAGCAUUACGUUAGCCGUCCGCUGCACAGCUUCAUACGCAGGCUACGCAGCGUGCACGCGAAUAUGCGCGACUUCUUUUGUUGGAAUUGAAACAGCCUGAAUCGAGGCCCCCCCCCCCCCCCCCAAAAAAAGAACCAUAGAGGCCCCGGUGUGUUACUCGGCUCCCCGUCCACCUGGGGGGUUAAAAAAAUGGAUCCUGGGUGCAGGACUCAACUGUCCCUCUCCGGAGCCAGGGUCGCGGCCGCCCGCGGCGACCCGCGGCGCGUCGACAGAUGCCUGCUGCUCUGCGUCCUGGUCCACCUCGCGCUGUUCGCGCGCGCCUCCCCGGCGAAGCCGUGCGACAAGAGCUGCCUCUCCGGGAAGUGCGUCAACGGCUCGUGCAUCUGCGAGCGAGGAUGGGUCGGCGACCAGUGCCAGCACUGCCAGGGCAGGUUCAAGUUAACGGAGCCCUCAGGAUACCUCACUGAUGGUCCAAUCAACUACAAGUACAAAACAAAGUGCACCUGGCUCAUUGAGGGCUAUCCAAAUGCGGUUCUUCGGUUGAGAUUCAACCACUUUGCCACAGAGUGUAGUUGGGACCACAUGUACGUCUACGAUGGAGACUCGGUAUACGCUCCUCUGGUUGCUGUUUUCAGUGGUCUCAUCGUGCCAGAGAUACGAGGAAACGAGACGGUUCCCGAGGUUGAGACAACCUCGGGCUAUGCACUACUACACUUUUUCAGUGAUGCUGCCUACAACCUGACAGGAUUUGAAAUCUUUUACUCGAUCAAUUCUUGUCCCAAUAACUGCUCUGGCCAUGGGAAGUGCACCCCGGGGAACUCGGUCGCCAGCCGAGUGUACUGUGAAUGUGACAAGUACUGGAAGGGCGAGGCCUGUGACAUCCCCUACUGCAGGAACAACUGCGGUAGCCCCGACCACGGCUACUGCGACCUCACCGGUGAGAAGCUGUGCGUCUGCAACGAAAGCUGGCAAGGUCCGGACUGCUCUCUCACUGUACCGUCGACAGAAUCCUUCUGGGUACUACCGAGCGUCAAGCCCUUUGGCACGUCACUCGCCAGAGCAUCCCAUAAGGCGGUGGUGCAGGAAAAGGUCAUGUGGGUGGUUGGCGGAUACACCUUCAACUACAGCUCUUUCCAGAUGAUUCUUAACUACAACCUGGAGAGCGGCAUCUGGACCACAGUGCCCAUCAACAGUGGCCCUGUGCCAAGAUACGGCCACUCACUUGCUGCCUACCAGGACGAUAUCUACAUGUUUGGCGGGAAACUAGAGGCGGGCUGGGCAAAUGUGACAGACGAGCUGUGGGUGUUUAACGUACCCAGUCGGACGUGGCAGCGGCGAAACCCCGUGGUCGGCCCAAUGGCCCAGGCCCAGAUUUACGCAGUGGAGGGACACUCGGCCCACUGCGUCCUGCUGGAGAGCGGCGAGGCCGUUAUGCUGGCCAUCUUCGGCUAUUCCCCCAUCUACAGCUACAUCAGCAACGUUCAGGAGUACAACCCGAGAUCCAACACGUGGUUGGUACCUGAGACCAAAGGUGCCAUUCCCCAAGGAGGCUACGGCCACAGCAGCACGUACGACAGUGCCAGUGGCAGUGUGUAUGUUCACGGAGGCUACAAGGCCCUGCCUGCCAACAAGUACGGCCUCGUCGAUGACCUCUACCGCUACGAUGUCAAUACUAGGACAUGGUUCAUCCUGAAAGAGAGCGGCUUUCCACGAUACCUGCACUCAGCCGUGCUCCUCAGUGGCACCCUGCUCGUCUUCGGCGGCAACACGCACAACGACACCUCACUCAGCAACGGCGCCAAGUGUUUCUCUGCUGACUUCCUUACCUACGACAUCGCCUGUGAUGAGUGGAGGCUCCUGCCUAAACCAGACCUGCACAGAGAUGUCAACCGCUUCGGUCACUCUGCCAUGGUCAGCAAUGGGUCCAUGUAUGUGUUCGGGGGCUUCUCCGGUGUGCUGCUCAACGAUGUGCUGGUCUACCGACCCCCCAGCUGCCAGGCCUUCUUGGCAGAGGAAGGCUGUGUGAGGGCCGGGCCAGGGGUCCGCUGCAUCUGGAGCAGAGGCCGCUGUCUCCCCUGGGAGCCCAGCAUGGCAAAUGGCAGCCUCACUCCUUCCCCAUUCUGCCCCCCUAAAGCUGUCACAGUGGACGAGCGGUGCUACCGGUUCUCAGACUGUGCCAGCUGCACAGCCAACACCAACGGGUGCCAGUGGUGCGAUGACAAGAAGUGCAUCUCUGCCUCCAGCAACUGUACAUCUAACGUGAAGAACUUCACCGAGUGUCCAGUGCGCAAUGAGCAGGUGUGCAGCAAGCUCGCCAACUGCAAGAGCUGCUCGCUGAAUCUCAACUGUCAGUGGGACCAGAACCAGCCAGAGUGCCACGCUUUGCCUGCCCAACAGUGCAGUGAGGGUUGGAGCCAGGUGGGGGAAGCCUGCCUGAGGAUAAACUCCAGCCGUGAGAGUUACGACAAUGCCCAACACUACUGCAAGAACCUCAAUGGAAACAUCGCCUCACUCACCAACUCCAAACAAUUGGAAUUUGUACUUGAGGAGCUCAAGAAGCUCCAGGAACAAGACAAGCGGCUGUCUCCCUGGGUUGGCCUGAGGAAAAUCAACGUGUCGUACUGGGGUUGGGAGGACAUGUCCCCCUUCACCAACGGCAGCCUGCGCUGGCUGCCCGGCGAGCCCAGCGACUCGGGUUUCUGUGCCUACCUGGAGGAGCCCCAGGUGUCCGGCCUGAGAGCCAAUCCAUGCACUGCCACAGCCCAUGGUCUCAUUUGUGAAAAAGCUGCCGGGAAUCCCAAUCAGAGUACCCGUCCAUCCUGCAAGAAGCCCUGCUCGCUGCACACCAAUUGUGCUAACUGCACCAGCCAGGCCAUGGAGUGCAUGUGGUGUGGCAGUGCGCAGCGCUGUGUCGACUCCACUGCCUAUGUCAUCUCUUUUCCCUAUGGCCAGUGUCUGGAGUGGCAGACUGGAGAUUGUUUGGCUCAGAACUGCUCAGGCCUGCAGACGUGUUCCCAGUGCUUGGAGCAACCGGAGUGUGGCUGGUGUGGAGAUCCCAGCAGCACCGGGAAAGGCCUGUGCAUAGAGGGCUCAUACCGGGGGCCCAUGAAGAGAACAGCGAAGCAGGGCCAGUCCCCGGACAUGAGCCUGGAGCCAGGCAGCUGCCCCAAAGACAAGGGCUACGAGUGGUCCUUCAUUCACUGCCCUGCAUGCCAGUGUAACGGCCACAGCACGUGUGUGAACGGCAGCGUGUGCGAACAGUGCCGGAACCUCACCACCGGCCCUCACUGCCAGACCUGCAUGCCUGGUUACCAUGGCGACCCGACCAACGGCGGCAAAUGCCAGGCCUGCAAGUGUAAUGGUCAUGCAAGUGUGUGCCAGGUGUUAACGGGCAAGUGCUUCUGCACCACCAAGGGGAUCAAAGGGGACCAGUGCCAGCUAUGUGACUCAGAAAACCGUUACCUUGGCAAUCCACUCAGAGGAACCUGUUACUACAAUCUCCUCAUCGACUACCAGUUCACUUUCAGUCUCAUCCAAGAAGAUGACAAUCACUACACUGCCAUCAACUUCAUGGCCUCACCUGAGCAGGCAAACAAGAACUUGGACAUGUCCAUUAAUGCCUCCAACAACUUCAACCUCAACAUCACCUGGUCGGUGGGAUCAACAGCCGGAACCAUCUCUGGGGAGGAGGUGCCCAUCGUUUCCAAAACCAACAUCAAGGAAUACAGAGACAGUUUCUCCUGUGAGAAGUUCAACUUCCGAAGCAACCCCAAUAUCACCUUUUAUGUCUACGUCAGUAACUUCUCAUGGCCCAUUAAGAUCCAGAUCGCCUUCUCCCAACACAACAGUAUCAUGGACCUUGUCCAGUUCUUUGUGACAUUUUUCAGUUGCUUUCUGUCGCUACUCCUCGUGGCAGCAGUGGUGUGGAAGAUCAAGCAGACAUGCUGGGCCUCACGGCGGAGAGAGCAACUGAUGAGAGAGCGUCAGCAGAUGGCCAGUCGUCCGUUCGCCUCGGUUGCCGUUUCACUGGACGCCAGGGGAGAACAAACAGAGCUGCUGCAGCCCGUGGUUGAUGGUGUGCCCAAACCUGUUGCGAUGGAGCCGUGUUCCGGAGGGAAAGCUGCCGUGUUGACCGUCCUCGUGCGUCUGCCCUCCGGGCCCACAGGCCUCCCUCCACCGGGACAGUCAGGACUCAUCGUUGCCAGUGCUCUGAUAGACAUCUCACAACAGAAACCAACGGAUUAUAAGGACAAGUCGCAGGCUCUAAAGAACCGAAAAGCGCUUCCUCCUGCUCACCAAGGCACCUGCGUUUGAGGCUCAACCCCCGUCAAUCCAUUGGCUCCCCCCCUUUUUCUACCAUCCGUGGUGCCCGCCGUAAACCUCUCUAGAGACGGCAACGCGUAGACGGUUUCAUUCGGCUACUACCGCUGAAGAUUUUAAUGUCCCCACGAGCACAACCCUCGUUACCUUUCCUGCCCCUUUGCUCUAUUCCGCAUAUGCCAGCCUCAUAAAUCAUGCUCCAACCUCUGCAGCAGCAUCCUCCACCUGCCAGGCUCCAACUUCUCUCCUCAUCGCGGCCCCGAAGAGGGAACCUGCCCCGAUCAGUGACAUUAGGAGACGGAUUAAUUAGGAGACUCCGCACCCAUUGGCGCUUCAGUCGUUACUAAUUUUUUGGACGCCUCAUCGUCUGUUUGCUCUGCGUGAGGGGCGAAGCAAAGGUGUCUGCGCAUUAGGUUGUACCAGAGUUGAACUUGGAGAUAAAAACAAAAGGUUGAAAAUGGCUGGUAGAUUUCCAGAACAUGCUGCCUACAGGGACGGUUUGGUCUUUUUUGCCAACAAGUGGUAUUCUAUGGUGCUAAAGCAUUUAGUUUCUAUGACGAGCCUGACUCAUUCUGCCUUUUUGCGGGGGAAGCUAUGCGCUACGACACGAUUCUUUCCCCCCCCCGACACUUGAGUAAUUUUUCUCUCACCACGUUGCCAGUUCCCGUCAACGGUCUCUUUCUUAGCAUUUCCCGUACAUGCGUAUCAUCCAACCAGCUGAAGCGAAAGUCUGUAUUUUCUGCCGAGUGCGUGUACAAGUGCUGCAGGGACGACGAGGCUGCGAUCGCCUCCGGGACGGCAUGCGGGGCGACGGCCGCAGACCGGAAGGGAGCACGAACAAAUCCUGAGUCGUCAAUGCAAAGCAUGGGCGACACUGAAGAAAAGUUAGAUGCAUUUUAUCAGCAAACAGGAGGUUUCAUUUAUGAACGAAGAGCCAGAUUCUCCCCCUUUAUUUUUCUUAGUAAUCUCAUCGUGGUCGCAAGAGAAACACUGACGUUCUGGUACAUUAUUUUCUUUACUGUACUUUUGUUAUUGUAUUAUUUUGCUGUGCAACUUGGACAUUAGUCUUUUGAACCUGCCCUUGGAUUGGUGUGGUGGGUGGACGCUGCGCAGGAGAAAGACGUCUGCUUUGACAUCAGCGGAGCAGGGACAUCAUCAUGCUCCUCUGGCUGUUUACUAGUUUGUUUCGUAUAUUUCUUUUGAUUUCAGUACUCUUGUCUUUAUUUCCACCUUUGAGUAUGAGGAGUUACGCCUUGGCUUAUCAUGAACUCCUACAGAGGGGGAGGGGCGGGGGCAGAAUGUUGAUUUUUCAAAAGCUGUCAACCAUUUGCCCCAAACUCCAUCCUGAGCUGUACAGUGUCUUGUUGGAACAAAUGUGAGUCUUCGUCGCUCCUCGUCUCUUGAGAUUUCACGUGUUUGUCAGGUUUUUUAUGACAGAAUGGCAAGAGAUCAUCAUUUAUUUCAGGCCUCGUCACCUGUUACUAUUGUAUCAACAAUGAACUGUAAGUCUUUUGAUACGCGUGUGGCGAAAGGAAAAAAAAAAAGAAGCAUUUCUGUUAAUAUUUUUUGUUUUGAUAUUUAACAAGAUUCCUGUGUAAUAGCGCAUUUCACUCGAUUUUACUCUCGACUUCAAUCAGUUGUUUUUUAUGUCUACUGUUUCUGAAUCGUGCAUCUUAAAGGACUUAAUGGGCAUUGUCUCGCUUUUUUUCCCGUUGUGGUCAUUAUGAUGCGUUUCACGAGGCUGUUGUGUCUUCAUUUUGUGUUUGUAGAGUAAUCUUAUAACAGUGUCAUUACACAGGAAUCGGGGUCUCACUGUACCGUGGAGAAGAAGAAAAAAAAAAGAUGAGAAACUGCAUAUCAGUAAUCUUCAGUGUAUUUUAAAGAUGGACAAGAUGCCAGAAAAUAAAAUAAAAUAAAAGACAGACCUGAAAAUCA